Molecule: messenger RNA, 8329 nt
Organism: Cuculus canorus (common cuckoo)
Lineage: Eukaryota; Metazoa; Chordata; Aves; Cuculiformes; Cuculidae
Gene: CYYR1
Product: cysteine and tyrosine rich 1
Exons: 4
Coding region: 89-559 (156 amino acids)
Source: RefSeq, a predicted model, not a curated record
CCCCCUGGCCGGUCCCCGGGCGGACAAAGGCGCCGGGAGGCGGGGAAGCGCCACGGGCAUCCCGGGAGUGCGGCUCCCGUGGCCCGGCAUGGAGCCGGCGGGGCGCCCGGCCGCGGGGAGGCUGCUCCCCGCCGCCCUCCUCUUCCUCCUGCUCCUCGCAGCAGAAGAUUGUCUGGCUCAGUGUGAUAAUGACUGCAAAGCUUACUGCUGUGAUGGGACUACUCCCUACUGCUGUUCGUAUUAUGCCUACAUUGGGAAUGUCCUUUCAGGCACAGCGAUAGCUGGAAUUGUUUUUGGUAUAGUAUUUAUAAUGGGAGUGAUUGCUGGGGUUGCCAUCUGUAUCUGCAUGUGCAUGAAGAACAACCGUGGGACUCGAGUAGGGGUCAUCCAAACUACGCAUAUCAACACUAUCAGCACAUACCCAGUGGCUCCACCACCGUACAGUUAUGAAUAUGAAAUGGAGUACCCAGCUGACCUACCUCCACCUUAUACUCCAACUCCACAGACUUCGAUACAGUAUCCCCCACCCCCUCCUUACCCUGGAAAUUCAGGGAAAUAAUUACAUGGCUUCACACGGAUAUUAACUUCUUGUUGAAACAGCCAGCAUGACUGGAACAAAUACUCAGCUCAGGGACAAAUAGGAUAGGCUCUACAUCAACAGUUAUGGCCAGACGUUUAAACAAUGUGGGAAGGUUGCCGUGGCUCAGGAUGAAGAAGAAUACUAUCCACUCCAGACCACGACAUUUCAUGAUUAAACAACAUGGGACCAAAGAAACAUUUCCAGUAAGUUACUGCCUGAUGAGUAUUGCUUAGCAUCAGCGCAGAGCUUCGCGCAGCCUGUUACAGCACAUGGGAGUGGGGUUCUUCCCAUGUAAGACUGUGCAAGUGGUGCAAAUGAUUCUGCAAGCUAUUUUGAAGCACAAGAGGCAGCUGCUGGGGCUUAUUUUUGGGGGAGAACUCCAACUGUUGUCUUCAAGCAUGUGCUAUGCCUUUUCUUGAAGCAAGGGAAGUAAGGAAGAGCAAGGAAGACUGAAGCUAUUUCCAGUUUCUGCUUCAUGUUGAUAAUACUCGAUGAUCAGCUGUGCAUAUUGGUCUGAGAAGAAUAUUAUCAAGAGAAGUGCUGUUGGAGUUAUUCUGUAACCAAAACCGAUGGAUAUUAUUUUUGGCCAAGUGCAGGUUGUUCUAAGUGCCUACUUUUAAACAGUUUAAAACUAGGCUGUGGCCUAGAAUGUAAACAUAAAGAGUGUUUUUAUAUGUGAAAUACACUAAUUUAUGGUUGAUUUACUUGGACUUAAAUACUGUAGACAUUGGAUAUACGCUAUAAUGCCUUUUUUAUCAGCAAAUGAUACUUUGAUUUUUUUAAAAAUCACUGAAUUGGGGAAACUCACAAGUGGAAGAAGAAAUACAGUUCAAAUAUUAAAGCAUCAUAGAUUUGUCUUCAACUGGGUUGAUUAAAGAUUUUUUUAAUCGUAUUGUAUUUACCAGUAAUAAUGAUAUUCAGCUAAACCAAAGAGGUGAGCAGAGAGACUGUGAGCAUCAGAUUACUUUUGAAUAUUGUCUUGAAUAUUUUAAAACUGUAAGUCACCGAAUAAUAUUUUUGCAUUUGUCACACAUGUUGUUCAAAAUUACUUAAUCUCUACUCUGUAAAGUAUAGGCCUUAAUAAUUUAGCGUUGCAUAUACUUAUGAGGCUAACUGUGAUUCAGCAGCAGCUAUUUAACUUCGCAGUAGAGCAUUCCAUAACCUAAGGCAUCCUCCUUCAAUGGUAAGACUAGUAUAUUUCUUAGUUUUAUAUGUGAACCACAAAGACAGUGGUUCUCUUUGGGGAUUUAAAAGUGCUGAAUACCCUUAGUUUGAGUUGGGUGACUGUGCAAUUUGAAAAUGCUACAGCCAAUAGCAGAAGGUGACAAAAAUAUGGUGCCUAUAGUUCGGGAUGUGGUAUUAGGUCCAUUUCAGAGGGAGAGACUAUAGCUUACUGCUGAUUCCUGGAGAUGAGAAUGCAUUUAAAUGUUUUUCAGUGUAACCCUCAUCUUCUUCUCUGGUCUAUCACUGUACCAAUGAAUAAAAUUCUGUAUCCAAAGAAGGGCAAUGAAGCUCAUGGGGGAUCUAGAGAACAAGUCUAACGAGGAGCGGCUGAGAGAACUGGGGUUAUUUAGCCUGAAGAAGAGGAAGCUGAAAGGAGACCUUACCACUGUCUACAACUACCUGAAAGGAGGUUGUAUCAAGGGAGGUGUUGAUCUCUUCUUACAAGUGACAAGCAAUAGGACAAGAGGAAAUGGCCCAGGUUGUGCCAGGGGAGAUUUAGAUUGGGUAUUAGGAAAAAUUUCUUCAGUGAAAGGGUUAUCAAGCAUUGGAACAGGCUGCCCAGGGAGGUGGUCGAGUCAACAUCCCUGGGUGUAUUUAAGAGGUGUAGGUUUGGUAAAGUUAGCAGCAUUAGGUUUACAGUUGGACUCAAUGGUCUUAAAGGUCUUUUGCAACGUAAACAAUCCUAUGAAAAAACUUCUUGCAAAAUGUGGUACCAUAUCCAAGUGAGGUCAACUGACAACCUCUCAUUACCCUCCAAGUCUGAUAUUUUUGGCAUUCAGUCUUGAUUGAGAGAAGAACUCAAGCAACCUUUUAACUUUGAGCACAAACAUUAUUCAAGACUUUCUUGUAAAAAAGACCUUAUUGGCUUCUCUUGCUCAGAUUUUGUAAUUGUAUUUGUCCUUUCCAGGCUGACUAAGCUUAUCCUCUUGAAACCUCUCUUGAAAAUGCAAAUGGCCUCAGUUCUUGCCACUGUAAGUUCAGAAGAUCUGUGUUGUGGCUCUUUGCCAAGGUGAGACUUGAGUUGCAGGCCCAUUAGCUAUGUAGGCAUUUGUAACCCAGUCAGAGGAAAACUGAGCUGCAUCAAAGGUUUUGGUUGCUACUGAUUCCUUGGAGGAAGGAAAGUUGUAUUCUCGUUUCUGUUCUGACUGUAUUAUCUUUAUAAUUAUUUCUGCUCUGAGCUGUGACCUGCAACAUUUGAGCUGGUACCAUGACCUCUCAAGAGACAGAUGUUCCUCAAUUAAAAUCCUCCCACGAAGGGCAGCCUUCUUCAUGCAGUGUUUUGGCAAUCCCUACUCAAAACCAUCUGCUGGGGUAUUGAUGUGCCUGCCGAUGGAAUGGCCAGUGUAAAGAACAGAAUAAGCACAGUUUGCAGGAAAUUCUGUUUCUGCCACAUUGUUCUACACUAGUUCCUCAACAUUUUCCAGCUGAUCGCACCAGAUGAUAUUUCUGUGCCAGAAAGUUACCUAUAGAUAAAGGGUAUUGUCAUUUUCUCCACUCCUGUAUUUCAUUUCUUUGUGCUGAACAUGCAUUCACACAAAUCAAAGAGCAGUUUGUAUUUGAUGAAUCCAGUCCCCUGAAAAAUACAGAGAAAGAAAACUAUCCUAUAGAUCAUAAAUCUUCCCUUAGAGGAAGAAUUUCUUCAGCUCUGACAUUUGUCAGAACAAGUUAUAAAGCAGAUUUCUUAAAUAAAAAGACAUCUGGAAAAUAACUACAAGUCUUUGAUCAUGGAGUCCUCUAGUUUUCAGCUUUGCAAGUGUGGGUUGCCUCUGAUGGGACUGCUUAAAAGUCAUAAUGACCGAAGUACCUACAAUGUAUACAUGGUUUAUUCCAGGGGGAAAAUAUGGCAAUAGGAAAUUGAAAAUUUCACAGUGGUUGAAAACUAUUUGCUUGCUAUGAAAACACUAGUGGGGAUGUUGAUUUUAGUGUGUUAAUUAAUGUUCUGCAGAUCCACAUAUGUUUGGCCAUACCAGAAAAUUAUUUUUAUUGCAAAGGACACCACAUCUCUUGUCCUGGCUAAGGGCAUAAAGCUCGGAGGUGUUGCCUUUCCAUCAAAUCAGGUAAAACUAGUACAGAGUAGCCUGUUUUCAGAAGGAGGUGAUGAUUGCAUUGAAAAUAGGCAGGCAAACUGAGACAGCCAAAGGGGGGGGGAGUCAGAGAGAUCUAUAAAAGUAAAGGGAUAGAACAAAGAAGUUGCUGCAUAAACAAAUAGGAGUAUUUGCUAAUACUAAAGGUUUAUUAGUUGAAUUUAGUUGAAAAAGUUAAGUGUUUUUAUACCUUAAGUGUUAUUUUCUUUGUGUGGAAAUAUGUAAUUUGUUCAACACCUCCAUAUUCAAAGUACCUGCAGUGCAAAUACUGCCGACCAGUAAGCAUUUAUUCUGUAUCACAUGAAUAGCUUGCAGAUGAGUGGGUUAGUACAAAGAGUUUUCACUUAGUCACACUGGCUUAUUUCAGUCUCAUGCCCUGCAUCAUAGUGUAAAGUAAGAAAAAACCAAAGUAAUCUAUGGCUGGGAAAAGCCGAACGAUCUUUGGCUUUUCUCGCUUGGCAGUGGACAUUAUCACUGAUUUGAUUGGGGAGUUUAGCAUUGCCCUAGGCAGUUCAUAUUCUUGGACCAAAUGCUACUGCUUUUCUUGUGGCCUCAGGUUGCCCUGUUUUGGCUUACGAUUUCUAUGAGGCAGAGAGGGAAGGUCACCGAGAACAGGACCCGGGCCCAUGAGCCUUUCUCCUUCGUUUCCUAGUUUAGCACAUUAGAUGACUGCCUGGUUGCACAAGUGCUGUUAUGGAUUUGAAGCAGCAGGAGCUGCAGGUGCCUCCAAGGGCACAUAUGCUUGCAUACGCUCUGAUGCCGGUCCUUUGUAGAAAAAAAUAAAUUCUGUGUGAUGUCUUAGUUAACCAUGUAUCGGGGAUAUUUCAAGCCAUGAUUCAUUUUACAAACUUAAUUUAAUCUGACAUUUCUUUACUUUUUUUUUUUUUUCCCAGAAAGAGCUACUUCCAAACCAGUUAUCUCUCUGACAGCCUACUGUUUCUCUGGUAUAUACCAAACAGCAGGAGAAAUGUAUUUAAGGGCUAAUGACCCAUUUGGGAGACUUUACAAAUUAGGUAAUAAUCAGUUGGAGGAGUUAAAGGCCAAGGCAAAGCCAAGGGAAGUUAAUGUGCUAGUCUGCCAUUACCUAAAUGAUACACUCCUGUGAAAGGAUCAUUAAUGCUAUUAUAAGCCUUUUUUAAUUAAUGAAAAAUGUAAUUAUUUGCUUUUUUAAUAUUGGUAACUUUGAAAGAUGCCAUUUUACCCAUGUAUUAGACCAGAUUUUUAAUAGUUCGACAAUGAAAAGAGUAGAUUGCUCCAUAGAGCACCUGGAUCGAUAUUAACAGUGUUCUUGGUAUAGUACAAAUAGAGUCAUUUAAUUUAAAGCAAAUGUUCUCAAGACCCUUUGUGAAAACCACAAUGAUAUUUUUUUGAUGUAAUGGGAUAGUUCAUAAAGCAUUGAUGGCUAUCUAUUAGAAUAGGAAAUGUUUGGCAUUUCUGUAUUCACUUUCAUCCUGGAAGGUCUCCAAAUGUUGUUGUAACUGGAAAAAUAAUUAUUUUAGUCACCUUGGAAUAAAAGGCAACAGGUGUUUCACAGCACACAGUAAUAGUCUGUAACACCCUGCAGCAAAAGAAUUAAGGGAAAUUGAAUAUAUUUCUUCAGUGUCAGUAAAACAUCAGUGAUUGGACAAAACACCUUGAGAAAAUAACCACCAAGACCUUUUAUCAUGUGGUCCCUGUUAUUAUUUUCUAAUGGGUACACCCUGUCUCAUGGUGGUUUUUAUAUUGCAGCAAUGUCUGAGGUCCAAAAAGCAGAGCCCCAGCCCAAGCCUGGAUUGCAGCACACCCAUUCUAAACCCCACACACACACUCUGUCAUGAUUUUGGUGUGCAGUUGAAAGAGAUGAACAGAGGACUAAAGAAAGGAGGGGUGAUGGUCCCUCGCUUUACAAAAGGGAAAGAGAGAUGACCGUAUCACAAAAUGGUCAAGACUUUUUGAUUUUGUAUGACCCACCGAGGUGGACUUUCUGGUGCUGGUGCUGGUGACUGUCACUGUAGGGCAAGAAAAAGCAAUGACCAUGGAGUGUGCUGAAGAGCUGGUACACAGUCAGGACAACAGCACAAAGAGGGAUCCAGGAAGCUCUGGCUUGGGUAUCAUGUAACUCAAGGUGCUGGAGGCAACAACUAGAGCAGAAAUGUUUGUCUGUCUGUUGUACUGUGAAGAUAAGAUGGACAAUAUUUGCACAGCAAUUGAAAAUGUUAAUUAUUUUUGUUAUGCUAUGCACCAUAAAUAUUUUGCAUCCGUAGUGGAGGCUAGGAAAGGGCAGGCUUUGGAUGCCAUUGCUAUCACAGUGAUGACUAAGAAUGGACUAAAGCCAACAGAAACAAAAGGAGAGCCAAAGACUUAGGUGUUUCUGAAGAAAGUGGGGGUUCUUGUCAGCCUAACAUAUGGAGCUGGUUCCUUCACAGAGUCAAGCUGGUCUCCUGCCAGUGAAGGCAGCUGAUUUUAAACUGCUGAAGCCUGCAGGAGGGAGACUGAAGUGGGAACUCUGUGGUGCUGUUUUUCCCCAGGCCUGAGUCUUCAGCUGAGCCCUCUGCUCACUCACAGGAAACCUACUGGGGGGAAGGCUUCAAGGCAGUUAUCGUUCAGGCUGGCUGUCUUGGCCCAUAAACUUUGCAACACAUGUAUGAUAUGUUCAUUUUCAGGAUCAUGGGCAAAAAACAUUUUUUCAUGGCUAGUAAGCAGUCCCCAAUUUUCUCUCGAUAGAUCCCAUGUUGCAUUGACGGAAAGUCCUCCAUUACAGGAACUAAUCUGGAGAGUAGUACAGCCUUUUGUCAGUUUAUCUAACUUGCCCAGAAUUUUUAUAUUACAGCAUAUUUACCAGUGACUCAUCUCAUUGCCCUUUAUUUUACAUGCUCCUUCAAGAUCUCUCAGGGCUGCGUCCUUAUUUUACUGCUGCUUGCCAAAGAGCUUUUCCAAAGAGUGCUGAUCACAGGAUAACAUUUUCCAAGCAGACCCUUACCCUGACCCCUGCAUCGCCACCGCUAGAAGCUGCCUGGGGAGGCUGAGUUCUGCAAGAGUCAGGGUACUGCAAGGCUACCCUGAUUUUAAACAUCACCUCCUCUGCAGGGGAGGAAGGCCAGCUGUUCUGCAUCUAUCCUGAGAUCACCCUCAGCUCAGGCUUUACUUGUGACUGAACUCCUCUCUUUCUCUCUGUUUCCAAAAAUUCAAGUGUGGCCAGUAAGCUUAGAAAGAGGAAAGGAAAAUGGAAAAAGAAGUCAUGCCCACAUCUGCUUUUUGGUUUAGCUCGGCUCUGAGGGAUGUUUUUUUCUCUUUGUAUGGCCAGCUAUCAAGUUGAUAGGAUGUCUUCUCUUUUCUGAAUAUUUCUGGUUUUUUACAGCAUCUUUAACAGGAGGGGAGGAUGUGUUGUGGGUAUCUGUGCAACUGCAAAGCCCAAACGUUCCCUGGGGCUGCCCUGUGAUUUUGGUACCUAAAGGCCCCUGCUUUGUGUCUGGACCUUUAUGAACAAUUGAUCAACUAGGAAAUUGUUUUUACCCAUUUUGCUGAAGUAGAACACACUUCCUGGCUUAAUUUUUAGAUAUCUAAUGUCCCUUGGUCUUAUACAAGUGGUAAAUUGUUGGUGACUUAUUUAAACAAAAUGGUAAUCUACAGCUGGGAAUCCAGUGAAUCCACAUAAUAGGACUCAAACUCUUUCAUUAUAUGCUGAAACUUGAACAAUAAUUUGACAACUACAGAUCUAUAUAGAUUGUACAACAGGAUGUACAGAAUAUACAUGUGGAAUAAAUCUGAAUACUUGCAGCUGGCACGUGUUUUAGACUGAGUAUCAUAGCAGUGAGCUGCUUUGUUAUGGUAUGGGCAUGGGGUGGUUAAUUACUUGCCAAGGCAUAAAGGGAUACCAGGGUAUCUGCCAUUUAUUGACAGCUAAUAGACAAGGUUGCUUCUGUACCUGCUGCCUCACAUACCAAGAGUUUAUGAAAUCAUCUGAGGCUGCCCUUGUCAAUUAUCAUCAUCAUUAUUUCCAUGUUUAGAAAACAAGACAGAGUUCUUGUGGGCAUUCAUCAAAGAAGUGCUGUGGUAGUGCAGUCUCUACUACUGUGCCUCAGCUGAGACCUCAUCUUGAGAUUUAGGAAUGAAAAUAAAUACAUACGUGCUGCAUUGCUAUUCCUCAUUUGGUGGUGCAUUUCCUCUGAGGUGGAGUGUGGGGGAUCAGCCAUCUGAUUCAGGAUUGGGAAAUCAGGUGAUACAUGUGUGUGCGCAUAGUGAUGAACUUGGACAGGGACCAUCUCAGCUGGAUCAUAGAUUUGUGCUCGUUACCGACAAACUGUAAACGUAUGUUUAAGAUGUCUGCCACGGCUACACUAUCACUGUUUAUCCAUCUUCAUAAUCCACAAGAGUCCAUAACAGGGUAUAAAUGGUCCUUGACACAGCUGAAAGACUGGUAGAAUAAAACAGAUUUUCCACUAGUUUUCACUACGUGGUACAA